AUGGGAGCCAAGCAAUCGAGCAAUAAUGGUCGAGGGAACUCAAGAAAUGUCGCUAAUGGUGGCGCGAUGGCUGCUGCCGGUCUUCCUGAGGGUUCAAGAGUUGUAGCGCUCGAUCCGAGAAUUAGGACUCGUUCAUUAAACAAUGUGGGACCAUCUUUAGCUAUACCGGGUCACCCAUCUUCGUUUCAGGAGUCUGAUUUGUCUUCGUCGCCUGAAGAUAGUUCCCCUUCGCCGCGAGGAAUUUUAUUACAAGGGGCUCAUUCGUUACCUUCACAUUUAUUCGCGACCUACACGUCGUUUUUAAACGGUAAGAUAAGAUCGAUUAUCUUUAACUCCCUCGUUGCGAUCAGCCUUUGUGUGUGACAGACGAUCAGGCUCUCGUUCUUGAAGCGUUGUUGUACCUUUUAUUGUGAUCUUUUGAUUCUUUUUCUUGAUGCUAUAAAGCUUACUUUUUUUCAUGUUAUUUUGCAGGAGUGAAAUGCCCCGUCUGUUCAAAAAUAGUUUUGCCUGAUGAUAUUGAACUCCAUUUGGUCAUCUGCCUCACCAAACCCCGAAUUUCUUAUAACGGUAGGGUUUGUUAAUCUCUUUUAACUUCUUAAUUAUCGAGUUUACGAAUUUUCGAACGAUCCCAGCCUGCUUACAACUUAACUUGUUGUCGUGCUCUAGAAAAAUAAUUAAAAUCAGGGGUUAAACUACAUAGCAACAAAUUUUCGUGCGUAAUGGAAAUUAUCAGUGGGUCGGCGUUAAUUAUUUUAAUUUUCUCGUUGGUUUGGAGACUAUUUUGCCCUGUUAGAAUAUCAUGCAAGCAUACAUACAUCUCUCGGUUUUCUUAUUAGAAAAUAAUUGAAACUUUCAAUUUCGGUACGAUCUAUAUUGGAUUCAUUGCGACCUGAACUUUGAAGUGACUGCCUGCGAUGACAGAAUGAUGUACGAAAAUGAUUGUAAUAUAUGAAACAAAUUUGUUCUCGACGAAAGAGGGCUUUUUAAAGCAAUUUGAGCGUUGUUUUUAUGAUAGAGAAGAAAGAGAGCUUAUUUUUGAAGAUCAAAAUCACCAUUCUAUCCUACAUGUAUUUCAAUGAGUUUACGGAUUUUUAAGGUUUUAAACAAAGGCAAGCAAGCAAAGGCAAGUAAUUGGACUCUCCACACUACUUCUUGACUAAAGAAAAAACCUGCACUUUAGCUUGUAAACCAAAAACGUAGCUGGUUAAUAAAACGUGCAAUAUUUUCCUUACAACACUUAACGCCCUUGAUGAGAUAGAUUUAUUAGGGUCAAUUUUCUGGUCACUUCUUGUUGCGGUUUCGUGUUGUCAUGAAGCUUUCAAAGUGAUAAACAGCUGUGUUCACUUUUUGAACAAACCGAAAAUUUAUGGAAAAUCUCCAGUUUCAUUUUAUAAAAUAGUGAAAAAGAAAUGGUAGAAAUAUUGGAAAAACUAUUCACGGCAGGGAUAAAUAGUUAACUGUGUGACCGCCAAAUUGCAAGAGACAAAGCACUAAGAAAAAGGACUUUUAAAAAUUUCAUGAAAAUUCAGUGUAACCCACAUGGUGGUCUUCUGAUUGCUUGUAUAUUAUUAGCCUGCGAUCUGCGCCCCCCCCCCAUCUUCCCCAACCACCCCUAGAUCUCUGUUAUGUCUUUUGUGGAAAGGAGGGCAUGAUACAUUAUUUUAUUCACCAGAUCACAUGUAAAAAAGUCAGUUCCGAUUGGUCUAGACACAAUAUGUCUAACAAAGGUCUGUUCUGAUUGGCUGAAGAUAGAUGUUACUAAAACGCGGAACGGGGAGCAGGGAACGAGCACAUCCUGGAACAAGAAAAUGAAAAAUGGGAACAAAACCUUACUUGAACACUGGCCCUAUCAGUAACUGCCUUUCCAAUUCUCUGCUUUGUUCCUAUUUUCUAUUUUCUCGUCCCCCAUGCUGUUUCGCUCUUCCCCGUUUUUGUAACAUCCUUUGAAAAUUAGAUUUCAGGUCCCACUGGACUGCGUGGUGUUUGAACGCAACUUAACCAAUUCCUCUAGUUAACAUACUCUGUGGCUGAAAUGUUGUUUUCUUGUUUUUCUGGCUGAUUUUAAUAUUGAAUGGAAACUCUAGCUGUUAUUACUCCAUCACAGGAUUAAGCUUGUGCUAGUUUUUCCAAGAAACAAUUAUUGAGCAUAGUUGUGUUUUGAUUUUCCUGAGUGCAAAAAUAUCUGGAGCAGAAGUUUUUUUGCGCCAUGAUGACAGGUUGACCAGGUGUUUAUUUUUGCGGCUCAUGCCUUUUCCCUGUCUUCUAAAAACAACAACAAAAAUAUAAAUAAAAAAUGCCUGAUUGCAAGUUAGGAUAUUAUUAACUUUUUCACUCUUAGACCAAGUUAUGGCCAGAUGGUUUGUCACUAAAACUUAUUUAGAUCUGUGGACAAAAUUCUGUGAUUUUAGCAUUCAACUUCUUUGGUCAAACUUUUUUCCUGGCGGUGUUAAUAUCUUUGGAUUUUUACAAAAAGAAAUUUCGAAUUUUUUAGAAUGGUAUUUUACUGUCCACUAAAAAGCAAGGCCAACUGAAGCACUUUUAGACCUGAACUGGAUGAUUAAUCUAUCAACCAGAAGGCAAAUGCAAUACUGUCUUUUUAUGCAUAAUUUUAUUAAUGACAGUGAAAGAAAGAGUAUGAUUACCCAAGGUUUAGACUAUCACAACCAUAACACCAACUCCAAGGAUUUUUGAACUAUUAGAUUAAACACUAACUGGGGAUUUAAUAGUGCCUUGACAGACUGGAAUUCCCUCACAGCAGAGAUGAGAUGUCUACCUUAUAACACUUUUGGAAUAUCAUGACUUAUAAAAAAUUUUAAAUCUCAACAGAAGGUUCCAGGGUUUUUUUAAUUCCAGUUUUCUUAAGUGUGAAAUUUUCUUUGUUCGUUUGGUUUUGAAUAUCAGGUUUUUGUCAUUUUAGUCCUAUAUUUUAGCAAUUUUAUUUUUUUACAUUCUGUGCCCUCCUGAAAUGUAUGACAUAGGCCAUCUGUAAAAAGACCUAUUUUCCCUGUAUGAUUUAUUGACAUUGCUGGAAGUUCUGAUUUGUUUUAAGCUUCAGCUGCAUGACCUCCAACUUUUCCACUGUGCAUUCUAGUUUUUUCAGAGAAUCAAUACUAUCAUCUGUGCUAAAUUAAAUAAGCCCUUUUCUCUAUUAUAAGCCCCCCACCUCAAAUGUGCAUUAAAUAAAUAAGGCCCCUGGGUGUGUAAUAGAGGAUUUACAGUAUUAUUAUGAGAAAUUUGACUCUAAACUCUUACUAAUAAUAUAGGAGCUGAACAAUUUUUAGGGGGUAAUGAAAACAGAAACUACCUGCAGGAAAUAUUAUUCAUUCAAAAAAGCAAAAUAAUAAUAGUUGUAAACUGAAGGACCACAGUUGUUAAUGGUCCAAACAAUAGACAAAUUAAAAAGUCCAACUCCUCAAAAAAAGUUCAAACAUUGAAGUGACGUGUUUAAACUUUGAAAUUGAAGCUUUUUAGGAAAUAAAGGUUACUAUCAGUAUUCAUCCUGAACUCAGGUCAUCUGAGCAUAGAUCUAUGUUUAAAUUUGUGCUCAUACUUACAGACCCACAGAAAACUAGAACUGAAAUUGAAAAUGGAAAGUCCGCAUGUCGGCAAAAGUAAAAUGCCAGUGUUGAUGAAAGAAAAAAAAAAUCUGAAAACCGUUAAUGGCAUACAAAAUAAUAGACCAGAGAUUUCCUGAGAAAAAGCCAAAAUAUUACAGUAAUCUGAUUAAUUUUCGCUAAAUGCUGAUAGGAAGAACCAAAGAGAUUUGUAUAUCAGUGAUGUUGUGUCUUGCUGUCAAAGAAAUAAAGCAAAAUAGACUGAUUGUGCAGCUGUUGCUCUAACAAUGUGUUGAUUACUAGUCUUGUACCAUGUAAUUUGGCACACUUAAAAUCCAACCCUUUUCUAAAUAUGGACACAAAAUUGAACUCCAAAGUAAAUCCCUCAGACAGGAAUUAAGGAGCAUGGUUUUUAGCGUGAAUACAUGUAAGUGACUGUAGGGCGUUGUUUGUAGUGUUAUAGGUGAGAUGGGCCUCAUUGGCUGUUGAGAGAGUUUGCUUUUUUACAUAAUGAAAUUUAUAUAAAUGAAAUAUAGAGCACAUUUGGUGCAGAGGUAGGGGGUUGGAAUUUUAGGCGUAGUGAAUACAUGACAAAGAUGUUUUUUCAGUCAGUGAUCUAGAUGGCUCAGACGAACAAAUCUGAGUUCUCACAACAGGAGCUAAAACCUAUGACCUUAAAGUAUAGUGUAGUAGGAAUUCUGUUGUUGGUGUGCAGUCCUUCAAACUACAUGUAUUUCAUUUCCAAUACAAUGUAAACGCAAAGGUUUAAAGGUUUAAAGGCUUGUUUAUAGUGGAAAACUUGUGCUCUUAGCUAGCUUCUCCAGCUAGUUUACAGGCACUCCACUCAAAUACUUAGACACAAAUAAUUCAAAUACAACAUAACAGGAUUAAAAACCCCAACUGGCAACCAGUAGGCUAUUUACAAGCAUGGUUGAAGAUUUGAACUCGGGACGACCGAGAACAAAUCUUGCAAGUCACCAGAAUGGGACUUGAACCUGGGACUGCUGGAUUGCAAGUCUGGCAUGCUGACCACUCGGCCACGCUGCCUCUUUAAGAGUUCUUUAUAUUUUUUAUUGGUAGCUGAUGGUGUGCCUAUUUUACCCCCUCUCUCCAUCAGUGCUCCAUUUUACACAGGAAGUAAAGAAGUCGAAAGAAGGGUUUGAGGUCGCACGUGGGAAUCAAACUCUGAAGCUCUCGCACAGAAGGCUGCCCACUAACCAACUUUGCAAAUCCUUCCCCCUCCCUAAAUUUACUAAAGAAGUGAAGUGAACCAUAUCCCAUGUUUCUUUUCAGAGGAUGUACUGGAACAGGAGAAUGGAGAAUGUGUUAUAUGUCUGGAAGACUUGAAUAUAGGUACAUGUACAUGGAAAUAGCAGUCAUCUUGAAUAAUAAUUAUGGUUAUUUUAGUUGUUAUACUACUACAUGAGAAUUUUCUGCAAUUUGAUUGGGUUAGAAUAGUGGUAUUUCAGCUUAAUUUGAAAUACCUACAUGUGAAAAUUACGAACCUUUUGCAUCUAGUAGUAUAAAUAAAUAAUAGCAUGAUUUGUAUGUGAUAUUUGGCAUAAAUACCACUUGUGAUAUUUCAAAAUUGUCUUAAAUUUCACUGGUAGUAUUUGUGCCAAAUAUCACUACAAAUCAUGCUAUUACCUAUACUUAUUGUCGAAAGCAUACAUGACAUGACCACAAAGCAAUGGGUAAUUUCUUUAAAAUAAUUUCUCAAACUCAGCAGCAGAUUAUUGUGAAAAUUGCAGCAACUCUUAUGUCAUAAAAUCACCAAGUUAGGAUGUUUUAUACUAUUUCACGGCACAAAGGAUUUGCAGCUGCCCACUUGCUCUUGCAGUCUUAUCGCAGAGGCUUGGAGCAAACAAUAAUUAUAAAUAAUAAUAAAGUAACUGUACACUGUAAUAAAGCAAGUUUUUGUUGGUGGGUUUUGAACAACUUAAAAGUUUGGGCAAGAAUUAAAUAAGGCAAAUUAUCGUCUGUUUAAAUUAAGCUCAAGAUUUUAAGUUAUGUACAGGGAAAAUGUAGUAUGAGUGGUUCAAAAGUAAGUCGAGGAUAUUACAUUGCGGCGUGGGGAUACAAAAUUUCUCUUCGAGUGUUGAAAAAUAUUUCUUGACUGAGCGCAGCAAACGAGUGAAAUAUUUUUUUCAACAUGAGAAGAGAAAUUUUGUAUCUCCAAGCGACCAUGUAAUGUUCUAUUUAUUAUGUAAACACCAAUGAAAUGCUGAACUAUUUUAUUUAAAUAGUUUUUUGGUCUUAGAGGUAUGGUUUAUUAUGAAGCCAUAGCAACGAUGAUGUUUUCACAUGUGAAGAUAACGUUAUUUUCACGUGUGAAGAUAUCAAGUUUUCGCGAGAAAGCUGACUUGGUAUUUCAUUGGUGUUUAUAUAAUAAAAGGUAAUUGUAUAUAAAUCUUCAAGAAGGUAUAGAUGGGUGAUUGUGAAAAUUGCAGACCACUCUAAAAACUUAAAAUUAUUUUAUGCAUAUUUAGAGUCAUUUAACUUACUUGUAGUCUUGAGGAAUUUGCAUGUUUUAUGUAUGUCGUUAGUAAUAAUUCCACAAACCAGUUUUAAAUGUCAGUGCAUGGAGUUGAACAGGCCAAGCCAAAUGACCAGUUCUUGGGUGAGAGAGGGUGAUUUUGUCAGGAAUUGAAGUUUAUGUGGGAUAAUACCAAGCAUUUAUUAUCUUGUGUCAUUUUGAUAACAGAUUCUUAGAUGGUAGUGAUCAACUUAAAACAAGCUUUAUUUUUUGACAGGCGACAAAAUAGCAAGAUUACCAUGUUUGUGUAUAUACCACAAGAGGUAUAGUGCCAUUUUAUUUUUUCAUUAAAAGGUCAGUGGGAUUUAAAAUAAAAAAAAUCAGAAUUUUUGUAAAUAUAAUAAUUGUGUUUCGUAUUGUUUUGUUUUUUCAGCUGUAUUGAUAAUUGGUUCCAAAUAAACAGAUCAUGUCCAGAACAUCCUGCAAACUAGAAAUAGGUAAAAAUGAGCUUUAAGGUACAUAUUGUGUUGUGCUAGGACCACGUCAAGUUCACUGGAUACAUACAGGGGUUUCUUAAUAAUUUACAUCCAAGUGCACCCACAUUGAUAAUUGGAAAUGCUUUGAUCUUAAAGCAAAUUCUCUCAACUAGUUCUUUAAGGAAAUGUAUAGAGAUCAGUCGAGAGAUUUAUUUUUAAGUAGAUAUCAGGUCUUGAAGAGUUAAGAGAGAGAUAGUAGGACUUGUACUUAGUGUCUGUCUUUAAGUUUUCAGCAAGUGUAUUCCCCUAGAACCCCCCAAGUGGGUGGGGCCUGUAGCCCCUGUAUCACUUUUGGACACCCAGUUAUAACGCUGGCUAAAACAUCGUUAACAAGACUGUUCUUUAAAUUUAUUUUUAAGCAUAUGCUCCUCAAGAAUAAGAAGAAUACCCUUUCAAACAAAUUUUUAUCCCCCUGAGUGGCUUAUUUUGUAAACUUUAAGGUGUUGGUUGGAUGGCCAGUGUAAAGCCCAUUUCUCCAUGAUGAUUAAAAAUAGCUUGAAUGGGUUCUAUGCUCUGUAACAGGAAGUCCCAUAGCAUGACAUACCACCUUUUACUCAUUUUGGUUGAUGCCUACAAGUACAGCUCAUUUUUUGCCCGAUGUAUACCUGUGUAGAACAGUCUCUCGUUUGCUGCUAUCAACGCUCUGUUUUUGCCCAUGUAUAAUCUUUAAUCUGUCCAUAGCACAGGCUAAUCAUUGCAAUGGAUGGUCAUAAUUAGCUAAGCAGUAGGUGAUGACAAAUAACUUUUAAAUGUUAACCGUAAAGAUAAAGAUAUUUCUUUAGCGCUCAUCAUUCUUUUAAGAUUUCAGAAGCUAAAUCAGUUCUCUUUUGCAGGCACUUAUCAAGACUAAUGUAGACGCUUUGAGCACAAGUAGGAUUCAAAUUUAGACGGGUGGAUGUAUUUAAAACUGUGUUACAAGUUCACUAGGCUAUUAAGGUACAUGUAAAGCAAUGUCACCGUGACUGAGUGGAGCGCCCUGAGUAUCAUCUAGUAAGGACCUGACAUUGAUGUAUGGCUUGAGAUCAGGAUGGACUCCUUCAUUUCAAGCUUUGGGCUCCUACAGUUUAUAGUUAUCAAGUACUCUGGAACCUUUUCUAAUCUCAUGCAAAUAUAGUGGAACCAGGAUAUAAUUAACACCUUUAAUUAUACAAACAAUAGUUUCUGCCCCAAUUACUGUAAGAUGGACAAGACCCAUCAUCACAUACUACAUGAUAAUUUUUCUUUGUUGCCAUUGUAUAUUAUUUUUAAAAAUAUUUCUUGAUUUCCACAAAAGCCUUUAGAACUGAAUUGUUUACAAAUAGGCUCAUGUAGAAACCUAAUUGACCAUUAUGUCAUACUACCAUAGCUGUUGAAACCUUUUCUGCAUACCGGUAAACAAAGGCACCAACUCAAUGCUUCGGUGACAAAAUACAGUGAUUUGUAUGAAAUUGUCCCUUCAAGGCUAGACACCAAUUCCUUGUGUUUGCUAACUGGAUCGCAAUGUGGGUUAGGUCUAUUGAAUAAUAAAAAAUUAUUAUAAAGGUGAUGUUAUAAGUCAGUUCAACUCCUUUCAGCUUCUACCAUCUCCCCUGCAAAGUUGACUUGGAACUUUUUGUUACAUGUAUACUGUACUGCAAAUUUGAAUAGUCAUGAAAUUAAUUUGAAUAGUCAUGAAAUUAAUUAUUACCUUAUGCUGUUAAAUUUCCCUGAUUACAUGAGGGAUCAGGAAAAAAUAUUUUUUGUUGGUGUCAUGUGACACCUUGUUAUAUGGAUUACAGUAACGUAUUAAGGUGUGAGAAUUUUUUUUUUCUACAGAAAGUUAUAUUAAAUAAGAUUUCCAGCUGGAAAAGACAUUGUUUUUACACCCUGUCAGGCUAGCCUUUCUUUUUGCUUUGACGAAUUUGGUGUACUCCUCCUUAGUAAUGAAAAAAGGGACUUAAAGCGAAUCGCUUUGGUGACCUUCUACUACUACUGCGGCCGGAAGUAAAAAAGCCCCAAAAUACCGCAGUGCGCAUGCUUGGAAAUAACCUUUCGUGGUAGCGCAAAAUCCUACAAGGCGAAGACCUGUCUUGUGGUGUAGUCACUACUACGUGAAUAUAAAACCCUCUUUUUUACAAUCUCUAUUUUUUAAAAACCUAUCAUAGAUUGUUUUUCACUUUAUGAAGAAAAUAUUUGACGUUUCUGGUUUUCCAGUAAUGUUACAUCUUCCCUGCAUUUUAAUAGCUGUGAAAGCAAAUGAGUGAGAAACCCCUUUGUCACUGUUUGGGCGCCUCUUGCUUAAAGUUGAAAUUUGGUGGGCUGCGGUGACAUACUCUCCCCAGAACUCCUCGUCCACCUCUGCCGUAUUAGAGGCCAUAGCAAUUUGCUUAAAGUCCCUAAAGUCACAAGGAGGCUCCACUCUUCACACUGGGUGAAGUUUUUAUGGCAUGAGAAUGUGGAAUCGUCUCGUAAUGUUUUGCUAUCCUUUACUGCGCUUUUCAAAAACACAUGAACUCUGAAGUUCCAAAGCCUCCUUCACAAUUGUGUUUUUCACUGCUGUCAGUCAUAAUUUUUUUUAUUACAAUCACAAGUAAUGAAACCUGAAACACAGAAAUACACAAAACAGAUCAAAAUCCAGCAAUCACAAAUCACAAACCGUGACCUUUUGAACCUGUUGGAGUAAACUUUUGUUUCCUAAGAGGUCUGCUAAGAUGAUUGAUGGCUGUGAAAAACUCAUACGUCAGUUGCCUUUUGGACUUCAGAAUUUGUGUGUUUUUGGAAAGCGCAGUAAGCUUAGACAAGAUUCAAAGAUGUAACAGUACUCUUUUUGAAUGCUUUCUGGCUGUGCUUUCCUGUUUAUUUAAUUAUUCAACAAAGGAUGCAUUUUUUUUUAAACAUCUACAGGAAUUUGUUGUUGUUCAAAUAAAUUGGACAAGUUUGUUAUAUUGCAGUUCAGUACUGUUAGAGUGAUUUUAAUUGAACCGUGAAACAGAUAAUAACAGCUAAUGCAAAAUAGCUGCAAAGAAACAACAGAAGACAAUAGAAUAGUAGUGCCUAGUAUUCUACUACCUAUUUCACAGGUUAAGUAAAAUCACUCUAAGUUAUCUUUAUAUUGUAGUCUACCCUAAUAAUCAUUACCAAAGUGGCUUUGCUUGUGACAGGGUUCCUAUCACAAUUGAAUAGCACCAUUUUUAAAUACGAAAAUGUAGAUAUUAAUAAUAUAUUUUAAUAAUAGUUUUUAAAAAUUCUAAUUACAUAAGCCGAUCAUUAUUUUUUUUUCUCGAGUGGUCAGAUGGGUAAUCUAUAGGCCAUUUUAGAGUUGCUCUGAGCCUCUGUUUCAAAGUGAGGCUAAGUGUCAAGCCAUUGACAUGAAAAUGAUUUUUUGUUCUUAUGCAAAUAUAUCUCAUCUUCACAAGAAAGGUUUUGCGCUUAACCUCGUUUUGGAACUCGGAAAUGGCUUUUGGAUCCUUGUGCAAUCCUAGUGCUUGUGAAAGACGAGAUGACUUCAUUUGCAGAUAAGACGUAGAAGAGUAAAUUUAUUUUAUUUUCUGAUCCAUUGUAUCAAGACAGCACAUUUUCACGCACAACAUUCAAUGCUGAGGCUAAAACGAAUCUUCCCUUGUAUAUCUUAGAUGUAAUAAUAGAGACCAGCACCCAGUUGCACAAAAGGAGGAUAGCACUUUCUACCGGGGCCUGGAGAUUAGUUGUUCCUUGUUAGUCCUUCAAUGUGACCAAACAAAUAAAACCCUCUUGACUUUACCCCUAAAUUUCCCAUGUUCAGCGAUGAAUACUGGAAAAAUGGUACAUUUCUUUUGUUUUACUCCUUAAAGCCUUGCAGCUUGGAUUGGAUUGUAAUGUAUUGAAAUUUGUCUAUUACAUUAUCUUCCAGAUUUUGACUGAUACCCUAAUGUGGUGCCCAGAUUUUUAGGAUUGAAAUGUUUGUCAUUAGAACUGAAGUACUCACAAAAAAAGCACUACUUGCUCCAAUAGUUUUGACCUCAGCAUUGUGUAAGCUAGAGAAAAAAUUUAAACUUUUUGUAGUUGUGUUUAAGGUGUUGUACAUACAAGGACGCAACAAUUAAGUGCAAGUAAAGAGCUAAUGUACACAAAUAAAAGUGAAUACAAACUAUUGUCUUAUUAUUUACCGUGGUAGGUUUAGAGUGACGUGGGGGAAACACACCCAACGCGUCCGCCACCUGCCUCGUUGAAAUAUAGAUCACGAGGGGAAGGGACAUAUCCAUAUUCGGGUUAAUGAACUGGAACUAACUGAUGUUCAAGGCUA
Messenger RNA from Porites lobata, 10806 nucleotides. Lineage: Eukaryota; Metazoa; Cnidaria; Anthozoa; Scleractinia; Poritidae. The record is from the annotation of a GenBank genome assembly.